This is a messenger RNA of Colletotrichum phormii, 390 nucleotides long. RefSeq lists its product as uncharacterized. Bases 1 to 390 code for a protein of 129 amino acids. The transcript has a single exon. The record is from RefSeq and is a predicted model, not a curated record. NCBI's taxonomy places the organism in Eukaryota, Fungi, Ascomycota, Sordariomycetes, Glomerellales, Glomerellaceae.
AUGGAAAGACGGCCAGAACCGGUGGCUGCCUUGCAGAUGAAACUCAUCAAAAUCUCCGAGUUCACUCCUGAAGCACCCUCGAACAGUCACCAAGAACCAUCGGACUCGAAAGCUGAUUCUAAACCUGGACUGGAUAAGAAAACCCCGACACCCCUCGCCGAAGCACACUUCCAGGAUUGCCUGGACUCCCAAGAGUCAUCUCGAGCGCCGACCCCGACCAGCUCGGAAACACCUUCCCUUGGAGAAGCCUUCGGUAGCCUCAAAGAAUCGUCGACCCUAGUUAUAGUCAGCGGAGACAAAGCCCUCGACAAUGACGACGAGACAUUCUCACCACCAGCACUGGUCACCAUUUUGACGAUUUUCUGCCUCUGGUGUGUCUUCGAGUUCUAG